Synchytrium microbalum is the source of this 1041-nucleotide messenger RNA. RefSeq lists its product as uncharacterized. The transcript is spliced from 6 exons. Gene Ontology annotation, cellular component: plasma membrane. The record is from RefSeq and is a predicted model, not a curated record. NCBI's taxonomy places the organism in Eukaryota, Fungi, Chytridiomycota, Chytridiomycetes, Synchytriales, Synchytriaceae. Bases 1 to 1041 code for a protein of 346 amino acids.
AUGGUGGACUGGACUUUGAUCUUUCCUAUCCUGACUGGAUGCCUGCUAUCUGUUCAAGCUGCAGUCAAUGGAGAUCUAGCAAAGAUUAGCGGAUCGAAACUGUUUGCUGUAUUUGUUUCAUACCUAUCUGGAAUACCGAUACUGCUCAUAGUAUGGCUGAUAGCUUCACGAGGGGGAGGAGGACAAAAUUACGACUUUGCAAAUGUAGAAUGGUGGGCAUUUGUUGGCGGGGCACUAGGGGCUCUCUAUCUGACUGCAAUGCUCCUAGUCAUUCCUCACGUCGGAGCUGCUUUAACUGUGGGAAUCAGUGUCGGAGCACAGCUCAUAUCUGCAGCUAUUCUAGAUGAAUUUGGUUGGAUGUACAUACCUCAAAGGACAUUUACCAUGGGUCGUGGGUUUGGAAUCGCGUGUGCUUUGAUUGGAAACUGUUUAAUAAUGUUUUCAGCCUUGUCGUUUGAGGCUCGUCAAAAGGCGAGUGUUGUUGAUGAGGAGGUGCAUAUUCCAGAUGUGUUGGUGAAUGAACCCGACGAGGAUAAGAGGAUACCAGUGAUACAACGGAUAGAUGUCGAGGACGGAGAUUUGGGAGUACAGGCAAUCUGUCCAGAGGAAAUCUCGAUACCUAGUGGUCAAGCAGAUAGCAAACCAAUACUUCCAGCUGUCCCCGUGUUGGAUGUUGUAAAUGUAUUGGAUUGGAGACUUUUUUUCGCCGUAGUUGCUGGAACUGCUCUUGCUUUGCAGUCAGUCGCAAACGGUCGUCUAGCAAACGUGACUUCAAAACCGUUUGCAAGUUUGUACUCGUAUGUAUCUGCCACGAUACCAUUAGCCGUGGGGUUUAUGUACGAAUCGAGAUGUCUGACCGGUACAAAUUGGGCCUCAAUUCGCAAAAACGCCAAAUAUUGGCAUUUCACAGGUGGAUCCUGUGGGAAUUUGUAUAUGCUAUCUGCCACUUUCCUUGUACAGCAACUGCGGAUAAUAACGCCAUUGAGAGCAGUUGGAGUGGUCGGGAUGAUUGUUGGUGUCGCUCUGGUUACUGUCUUUUGA